AGUGUGAAAGAUGUCGCUGCCCCCUUUGUAUGGAUAUUAACCGAGUUCAAACUCCAGGAGAACCAAGCUUACAUUUAUGCCACUAUCCCAACUGUGGGAAGGUUUACAAAAAGACUUCUCAUCUCAGAGCUCAUCUUAGGUGGCAUAUAGGAGAUCAACCAUACCCUUGUUCUUGGCCCGGCUGUAGUAAACGGUUUACAAGGUCUGACGAGCUUCAUCGCCAUUUUCGAAUACACACGGGGGAGCGUAGGCACAAGUGUAGUGUGUGUGAUAAAUCAUUUUCAAGAUCGGAUCAUUUAAAGAAACACAUGAUGAGUCAUCAUUCACAAGAGUCGGACCGUAUCCUCUCACAUAGAUCAGAUGGAGAACUAGAGAUAGAUCCAACCCAACUAUUAGAAGUUGAAGACUAUGGUUCAAUGGAUGGUGAAGAUACAUGAUUUAAACCAGAAACAGUCCGUUAACAACUCUCAGCUAGAAGAGGUGAACGCCAAAAAUGUCAGAUGAUCAUUAGAGACACCUAUUGUGAAAUUUUUAAACUGCAUAAAGUCUGUUCCUUAGUUCAGUAAUGUAAUGUAAUGGCAGAAAUGACUCUGUAUAUGAGGUCCGUCCUUAUUCAUUAAUUUAGAAUUCUGUUAAAAAGAAUUUUUUACCAAAAAUAAUAUUUUAAAGAUAGAAAAAUGCAUGUUUUGUUCUUUAUAGUACUUUUCUUUAAUUUCGUAACAAUUCUAUAAAGUUGUGAUCAAAAUUCCAGUUGCAUGGACUGUAAGCGUAAUUUUCAAGUGACCCUCCAUGCAAAGAUGCCAAUGCUCGAUUUAAAUGGUACCCUAAAAGUGAUUUCUUGUUAUAAGAAGCAAUGGAGAAAUCAUCAGAAUUAAACCCUUUUUGAGUGAGUAAAACGACCUUUUCUCCCACACUUGGCAUCGGGAAGGUCACUUGAAAUUACGCUUACAGUCCCAUUAAGCUUCACAAAAUUGAAAACCGGCAAGUUUAUGUAGUUUGUAUAUUUUGUAAACAACAUACAGUCAGAAUACCAGUAGUUUCUGUUUAGAAAUAGUUGAGAUGUUUAUUAAUAGAGUCAUUAUGCUUAAUUUCUUAAUGGGAGUAUUCAUAUUCAUCAUUUUUUUCUAUUGUAAAAUCAAUAUUUGUCAUAUCUUCGAAAAUCGUGUUUUACUGGGGGGGGGGGAGUACGUAUUGUAAAAUUAUGCUAUUCGUAGUUAGUUCCCAAGCUGUUUGUGUUUGUGCAAAUAAAAAAAAUUAAAAAAAAGACGAGAGAAUUCUACCUCAUAACUUUUUAGAUUUGUUACUAUCUUAAAUAUAUCUUAAAUAUAUUGCAUUAUAUACCUAUUUUUAGAACAAAAAUUGGUUAGUUUUUAAAAACUUUUAAAAUGUCAAAACUGUAUUCUGUUGAAGUUUGCUUUUUAAGCUUGCGAUAUUUUUAACCUAACAGACAAUUCAAAAGAAAAAAACAGAAAACACGGUUUUUGUAUUUAUUUUCUCUCGGGGUUAAAAGUUGGCACAAAGUGUAAGGAAUUCAUGUGUAUCCCUUCAUAUGUUCAGAACCUAAUAAAACAAAUUUAAUUAUUUCAUAUCACUAAUUAUACUCCCUGCCCCCCCCCCCUCCUCUGACUAUUUUACCAAAGCAGAAAACUGUGCUCAUAUUUGAGAAUAUCUUAGUAACUCCUCUUUAAAUUGCUACUUUGUAUUAGUCUUUUCUGAAAAAUAAAACUUUAAAAAAAUGCUUUAAUUGAAAAAAAAUAAUGGCAGUAACUAUGUAUUUUUUAUCUUAAAACAAAAAGAAAAAAACUGUUAAAUAUUUUGUUAAAUCGUUAUUAAAAUCUUCGAGCGAUAAAGCUUCAACUUAAAAACAAUUUUUUUACUAGAAUCUUACUUUUUUUUGAAAAAAAACUUAAUUUUGAGCUUAACAUAGUCCUUUCUAAUGUGAGUUUUAACUUAAUAUUAAAUACGUUUUUAAUCUUUGAAAAAUGAUAUUUCUCGCUAUGUUUUUUUCUCUUAUAUGCUGUUUUUUUCUUGUAAUAAUGGUUUUAAAUUGUCAGAAAGCUGAUAGUUUUAUAUAUGAUUUUAAGCUAACCUUUAUGCAAUAAUGGCAAUGAUUCACAAUAGUACCCUCGAAACCUUUUUCAGAUUAAUAAUCUUUCUAAUUCUAAGGUUUUUUUCAUUAAUGUUUUCUUGCAGUUGUAAUGCGCAAGUGUUCAAAUAUUUAUACAAACAAGGAUAUCUAAUUCAAACUUGAUCAGACCAAGUUUAUAAUGGUAUAUCAAUACGAAUUGGACAUUUUCAUCUUUGCAUAAAGGGUCGCUUGAGAUUGCGUUUACAAUUCCUUUAGUAUGUUAUGUAGUUUCAUGUUAAACUUAUGUGAUAAAAAUUUGAUAGAUAGACAAAUCACAUUGAAAUAAAUGUUAUUUUGUAUUA
Messenger RNA from Eurytemora carolleeae, 2430 nucleotides. Its product is annotated as transcription factor Sp8. Lineage: Eukaryota; Metazoa; Arthropoda; Copepoda; Calanoida; Temoridae. Gene Ontology annotation, biological process: regulation of transcription by RNA polymerase II. The record is from RefSeq and is a predicted model, not a curated record. The transcript is spliced from 6 exons. The coding region runs from base 30 to 437 and encodes 135 amino acids. Gene Ontology annotation, molecular function: RNA polymerase II cis-regulatory region sequence-specific DNA binding; DNA-binding transcription factor activity, RNA polymerase II-specific.